AUGGCACAAGGCGGCGUAAAAUCCGCAUCGCGGCCCGCGCCGACCGGCAAACCCAAACACAAGCAGCUCAAGAACACCUCGCGCGUGGCGAAACCGCAAAAGGCAAAAGCCCACAGCUCGGCGGACAAGAUGCAGAAGAAGAUGGCCGCGGGCCUGACGUCGCGGACGGAGAAGCUGCUGGGCGAGAGGGCGGGUCACCUGGAGCUCAUUGGCAAGGGAAAGAAGACGAAGAAGGAUGAGAAGGGGACGCAGGCGCAGAAGGGGGGUAGCCGGAAGUACGGCUAA
This is a messenger RNA of Colletotrichum orchidophilum, 285 nucleotides long. RefSeq lists its product as uncharacterized. Lineage: Eukaryota; Fungi; Ascomycota; Sordariomycetes; Glomerellales; Glomerellaceae. The transcript has a single exon. The record is from RefSeq and is a predicted model, not a curated record. Bases 1 to 285 code for a protein of 94 amino acids.